Molecule: messenger RNA, 673 nt
Organism: Sesamum indicum (sesame)
Lineage: Eukaryota; Viridiplantae; Streptophyta; Magnoliopsida; Lamiales; Pedaliaceae
Product: non-specific lipid-transfer protein D, cotyledon-specific isoform-like
Biological process (GO): lipid transport
Molecular function (GO): lipid binding
Source: RefSeq, a predicted model, not a curated record
CAAUCACACCAACACCCUUCCCACCAACCCUCCUCGCUCUGCUCAUCAUCCACACCUACCUACAACCUCUAAUAUACUCAUCAUCCACAUUUGAAUUACUCACACAGAUCAACAAGAUGAAGAAUGUUUUCUUCUCCUUGUUCCUCGUCCUCUGCCUCGUCUACUGCUUCGCUCAGCUGACCAAUGCUGCAAUUCCAUGCGGCACCGUCGACAUGAAGGCCGCCUCGUGCGUCUCAUUCGCCACCGGCAAGGACGCCAAGCCGUCGGCAGCGUGCUGCACGGGCCUGCAACAGCUUGCUCAGACCGUGAAGUCGGUUGAUGACAAGAAGGCAAUAUGCCGCUGCCUCAAGACCGCCGUCAAGAACUUUUCAGGCGUCCAGGACAAGUUCUUGAGCCAGAUCCCUACUGCUUGCAACAUUAAAGUUGGUUUCCCUGUUUCUCUCAGCACUGAUUGCGAAAAGCUCCACUGAGAUGCUGUGGAGUUGACCAGAGAUUUGAAGUCGCAUUAGGAAACUUAUAAGAAAUCGUGCACAAUAAGACUUUGCAUUACAGCACUCUGUGGCUAUGGAGAAGAAUCAAUGUCGGCUUUGGUUGUUUCCUAUGGAGUCUGUAUUGUAUUUGCAUCCUUGUCAGAUUUUAUAGUAUUGCAAUAAGAUUUUGAUUACUGCAACAA